This is a messenger RNA of Cryptotermes secundus, 3648 nucleotides long. It is a transcript of the gene ClC-b, whose product is annotated as H(+)/Cl(-) exchange transporter 7. Gene Ontology annotation, cellular component: intracellular membrane-bounded organelle; lysosomal membrane. The record is from RefSeq and is a predicted model, not a curated record. The coding region runs from base 251 to 2653 and encodes 800 amino acids. Gene Ontology annotation, biological process: chloride transport; transmembrane transport. Gene Ontology annotation, molecular function: voltage-gated chloride channel activity. The transcript has 16 exons. Lineage: Eukaryota; Metazoa; Arthropoda; Insecta; Blattodea; Kalotermitidae.
UUCUUCGUGAACCGUGGUAUGUAUGUACGUGUAUGAAACAGAUUCACGUGCACGGUUUUCUAGGUUUUAUAUGUCAGUUUAGAAAUGCCUUGUUCGAAAUCAUUGCCGAGUUUUAAAAAUUGUGUGUAAAUCAUGCUGAAUUAGCAGUUUUCUGAGGCCUCAAGCCACAUAUCGUCGAGUCAAUAUACAUUUUAAUAUUAAUAUAGGUUUUGAAAGUACGAGAAAUGUGAUAUGAAUGUAUGGAUGAGAAAUGGCACUGUUUAAUAACCACGGAAAUCCGAGAAAUAGAUCAGAUUCUAGUUCAGGCGAGGAGGAUCCUUUAAUUAAAAACCAAAAUAACAUUAUUUCAUAUGGUGCGCAAGAAUACAGUCCAUCAGGGGAUCCAACAUCUAUAAAUGCUGAUAUAGAGACUUUGGCCAGUGGUAAGUGGCAGCCUAGGAAGAGACGAUGUGCCUUGGAAACUGUUGAACCUGGCUCUCUCAAUGUACUUUCAGCAAAAUUUGAAAGUCUGGAUUAUGACAUUUGUGAGAAUCAUCUCCUGCUGGAAGAGGAACGAACAAAAGGAUACAAAUUCAUUGUAAAGAAAAACCUAGCAAGAUGGUUGAUUUUCUUGUUGAUUGGCUUGCUGACAGCUUUAAUUGCCUGUGUUAUUGACAUAACCAUUGAGGAACUGUCAAGUAUUAAAUACAAGUUUCUCAAGAAGUAUGUGGAUCAGUGCAUCAGUGAAAACUGUUUAUAUAUACCGUAUUUAGUCUUGGUCAUCUCAAACAUGGGGCCUGUUGUUAUUGGGUCCUUUUUGGUAGCGUAUGUAGAGCCAACUGCUGCAGGCAGUGGCAUUCCCCAGGUGAAAUGUUACCUCAAUGGUGUAAAGAUCCCACGUGUUGUUCGGAUCAAAACUCUAUUUGUGAAGGUUGUUGGAGUCAUCACUUCUGUUGUUGGUGGGCUUGCUGUUGGAAAGGAAGGUCCAAUGAUCCACUCAGGAGCUGUUGUUGCAGCUGGCAUCUCCCAAGGGAAGAGCAGUACAUUCCGUCGAGACUUGGGGAUUUUCAAGUAUUUUCGAGAAGACCAUGAGAAACGAGAUUUUGUUUCAGGCGGAGCAGCAGCUGGAGUUGCAGCUGCAUUUGGGGCACCAGUGGGUGGUGUACUGUUCAGUCUGGAGGAAGGUGCAAGUUUCUGGAACCAGAGUUUGACUUGGAGAAUCUUCUUUGCCUCAAUAGUUUCUACAUUUACCCUGAAUGUGGUGUUGAGUACCUACCACGGCCAUCCAGGAGACCUCUCAUAUGCUGGACUCCUCAACUUUGGCAAAUUUGAGAGCAUCUCUUAUGACUUGUUUGAGCUACCCGCAUUUGUGAUAAUGGGAGUUAUUGGGGGUCUCCUGGGCUCUCUUUUCAACCACAUCAACUACAAAUUGACAGUAUUCAGGAUGAGAAAGAUCCGUGCUCGGUGGAUGAGAGUGAUGGAAGCCGUCAUAGUUGCAGCAUUUUCGGCAACACUGGGCUUUAUGAUGAUGUAUUUUCUUAAUGACUGUAAACCCCUAGGAGAGGACCCAACCAACAAUCCCAUUCAGAUGUACUGUGGUGAUGGGGAAUACAAUGCAGUUGCUGCUAUUUGGUUCCAAACUCCAGAGGCCAGUGUACGAUCAUUGUUCCAUGACCCCCCUGGCUCCCAUAAAGAUGUAUCUGUUGGUGUGUUCUUCAUUUUCUACUUCCUGCUGUCAUGCUGGACAUAUGGAUUGAGCGUAUCCAGUGGACUUUUCAUUCCUUCUCUCUUGACAGGCGCUGCCUGGGGGCGAUUAUUUGGCAGUGGGCUGGCAAGUGUGUUUCCAAAUUCAGACUGGGUGGACCCUGGCAAGUAUGCACUUGUGGGAGCAGCUGCACAGCUUGGCGGUGUGGUACGAAUGACUAUAAGUUUGACUGUCAUCCUUAUUGAAGCAACUGGGAACAUUACCUUUGGUCUCCCACUUAUGCUGACACUUAUAACAGCUAAGUGGAUCGGAGACUUCUUCAAUGAGGGUAUUUAUGAUAUCCACAUUCAGCUGAGUGGAGUGCCCUUGUUACCAUGGGAACCACCACCACUGUCGUACAACAUAUAUGCCAAUGAAAUAAUGAGCCAUCCUGUGGUGACAUUCAACACAGUUGAGUCUGUGAGGCGCAUUGUUGAUGUGCUGGAGACUGAGACAUAUAAUGGGUUUCCUGUUGUGGAUCCUCAUCCCAAGGAACAGGGUGAUGGAGAGUCAUACCAGACAUUCAGAGGAAUGAUUUUGAGGUCUCAGCUCAUAGUAUUGUUGACAAAUAAAAUCUUCAAUGAAUCAGCUGAAAUUUGGAAUCUCAAACAGAUUUCUCUGAAGAUGUUCAGGGAUGAAUAUCCUCGCUAUCUCACUAUCCAGGAAGUAAAUGUGACAGACGAAGAAAAGAGGUAUACAAUAGAUCUGAGACCGUUUAUGAAUCCAUCCCCAUACACAGUUCAGCAUUCAGCCUCUUUGCCACGCGUGUUCCGGCUCUUUAGAGCCCUAGGAUUGAGACAUCUUGCAGUUGUUAAUGACACAAAUGAGGUGACUGGUAUUGUAACAAGAAAGGAUCUAGCAAGAUUCCGGGUCUGGCGACACAGGGGGAGAAUGGGCUUGGAGGAAUUGGUUAUCUCAGACAGGAUGUAACUGCCAGGGCGAGUGUGGUGAUGGUGAAAUUUAUACUUCAUUGAAGAAUGCUGUCUUCUAGGAUGCGGCACCAUGUAGAUAUUGCAUAGACCAACGUUUAAGAGGAAGGUAUGGCCUCCAUAUGUUUCUCUGAAAUGUCAAUUUAUACAAUAUCUACAUGGUGCUGCAUCCCAGAAGACGGCAUUCUUCAUAGUCACUGGCGUGAGAACCUCAAAUCUUACAUAUCCUUCAUUAUUCACACAAACUGUCCAAAUACAGGGGAAGUUGUGUCUGUUUUUCCAGAUAUUAUAUAUCUGAAGAUACUAAAUGGAUUCCUAUGCAUUUUUCUAUUGAGAUGUGUGCACAAGUAGUUGUAAAGUUAGCUUAAUUUUGGUUCAUUAUAGGUCUGCUUCACCUGACACUGAAUAUGAACUUUCUCAGAAAUAGCUGAUUUUUAAGAUGAUUAGUACAUGACAUUAACUAUAGAUAUCUUGAAGACCCAUGAAUAAGAUUUUUUAUGUAGUGAACAUUUAAUGAAAUACAAGGAAAAAUUGAUUAGACUGUUUAGACUUUGAAUAUAAGAUGCACGUUUCUCCCCAUUGAAAAAUUGAGGGGCAUCUUAAAUUGAGGCAUGUGCACCUUUCUAAUUUUUUUCUAACACCCACAUUCAAGAACUGUAUGUCUUAAAUUAGAGGGUGUCUUAUAUUCAAAAUAAUGUAUUUUGAUUGAGUCUUCAGGUGACUUAUAUAAAAAUAGGGUGAAAGUUAUAAAAAUGAAAUGGCCAUUUUUCUCCUUUUGGUCCAAACAUGUAAGUUAUAAAUGUAUGACAUGUACACUAGUGAUAUGAUUUGUAGAAGUUUUCCUGAAGAAUAAAAGUUUUCAGAUAAAGAUAUGAUCAUCCAGUAAUGAACUAUAGACUGGGAUUUUGACUUGGAUGGAUGGAUGGAAGGAUGGGCAGGCGGGCGGACUGCACUGCUUUCCAUGAAAUAUAAUAAAAUCAAGCGGUCUACAGUUAA